AUGGCGGCGAGAUCCGGUCUUCUGAGAGCUCUACGCGGUAGCACCAGGUCCGGCACCGUCGCGUCCGCCGGCAAGAGGAGGUUCUCCGCUUCCUCCCACGAUGAUGCCCGUAAGCGGAGAGGGCUGGGAGGAUUCUCGUUUCAUAUCACCAUGGCCUUUGCGAUGCUUUCUGAUUCUAUUACCGCAAAUGACGUCUUACGGACUUUCUUCGAUCUUCAUCGUGUUCCUUUCUUGUGACCUUUUGGUUUCUCUGCGACCUCGAAGUUCUAUUUGUUCCUGCUCGGCAUGAUUUUCGGUUUCUGGUUAGGGUUUGUUUCUUUCCAGGCGUGAAAUCAAAUUUCUCUUUGUUUUUUAAUGGCGGAUCUCAGAUGAGACGGCGAAAUGGGAGAAGAUCACAUACGCUGGGAUCGUGAGCUGCACCAUUCUAGCUAUUUACAGUCUCUCAAAGGGGCACGCGCACUUUGACGAACCACCGGUAACCAUCAGCAACCACCACCAGAUAUAUAUACAUAUAAAUGCUGUAUUUCUAGGGCUAUUUUGUUGGCUAUGCCUAUCUUCAUGAAUUUUCGAGACACACGAACUAAUCUGAGGUCUCAAAAUUACUUUUUCUUGCAGCCUUAUCCUUAUCUGCACAUACGGAACAAGGAAUUCCCAUGGGGUAUGUAUUUUCUCCGAUUAUCAUGUGUUAUCUUUCAUCACCUGCUUCCUUAAACGAUAAUUAUUGGCAUCAGCUCUGUAUGUGAAACCACGUUCAUAUAAUUAUUUUUAUUUUUCCUUGGUGGACAAUUGAGAAAAUUUUUCCCUUAUGACUGGUUUAUAUCCCUGCUAUAAUGACUUUUCAAGCGCUUAUUCCUCACCUUUGAUAUCCUUAGAAUUUCUAUUAUAAUCGUUGGAUGUACAAUCUCGUCGUUGUCCUGUGGAUAUACUCAGUUCAGGUGCAUUCAAUUAGUUUUUGUUGACAUAGAUUUCCUGAACAGUCCAAUAUUCUUUCCCGUAUUCAUACCUAAUCAAAUGUUUUUUAAAUAUGAUUUUCUCUAAUUUAGUAAAAGUGCUCUAUAUAUUGUGAUCCAGAUAGCUCUUUGCAUGUAAGCUAAAUAGUUCUGAUGAUGUUUCACAUAUUGGAUAUUAUAAAUUUCACACAUGAUCUUGGCUCGGUCUGCCUUAUCCACAGCUUUUAAUCCUAUGACGUAACAAAUCAUGACUAAUCACCUUAUCUUGCUCUCUCCUUUGCGUUGACCUUCAUCCUCUAGCACAUCAUCAGAGCACCUCUUUUCUGUUUCCUUUAACCUUGUGCACUCGACCAUUGCGGAAUUUUACUGCUGCCUCCCCUUUGACGCCGUUCAAAUGAACAACUAGUCUCCCAGCACAGCGGUAGAAAGAAAGAAAGAAAGAAAGAAAGAAAGAAAGAAAGAAAGAAAGCACUCUUCCUUUUGUUUUGGUUUGCGUCUCCAAUCUUUUCUCCUUCUUUCUACGCUCUCUGGCAUUUAAUUUCUGCCCUUUCUAAGCUCUCAAACUUUGGAUCUUCCUUGACCUAUCUUUGCUUUGUCGGCUCAUAUUUCCAUUUCUCACUCUGCUCGGCCUCAUGUCUGCCACUUUGAUUGCCUUUGCUUCACCUCCUUCUCUUUACGUUUUUUCCUCUGUCAAUUAUCUCUUAUUUCUUCUUCUGUCCAUUCCCCGUUUCUCACACACCUCACUUCUCUUUCUCUCUACGGAGAGUUCCUUCCAUUUGUUUUAUUUUUCUUUUCUUCGGGGUGGGAAUUUUCAAUAUUGAUGAAGAAAAAAUGGGUCAAUGGCUAAACACAAAGCUUUUUCAAUUCCUUAAAGAUAUUAUUUUCCAUUUAUGGAAUACUUUGAUUUCCCAAUGCUUCCUCCCAAUCAUCCUCGUUCUACAUACACGACGAGGAAGGUAGAAAGAACCGGCAGAUGUGAUCACUUUUUCAAUGAAUCGUACCUUUUGUGAGGAUCAUAGAUCACUCCCUGGGUCAUCCUUGCUGCUCUCUCCUUUACGCAUAUCUUGAUGUCGGAAGAAGUCUCAGAUGAUCGUGCACGAUGGUGCCCUUGUGAUGCAGGUCCUGACGGCCUCUUCGAGACGAAAGACCACCACGGCGAUCAUUGA
This is a messenger RNA of Spirodela intermedia, 2116 nucleotides long. The record is from the annotation of a GenBank genome assembly. Lineage: Eukaryota; Viridiplantae; Streptophyta; Magnoliopsida; Alismatales; Araceae.